UUGAAGCCUCUAAAGAACCUGGUUACCCUAAGGGUUUGCGUCAACACUAAACGCCUGUCAGAAAAUCAUUCGCAAAAUUGAAUACCAAGUUAUUUUUCUCGCGAUUGGAAAUUGGAUUUUCUCUGAAAGUAAUCGCUUAAAAGCUGGGGAAAACCAGAAUUAGCCUUCUUUGGGUCGUGGACCAAGAUUUAAAGUGAUUUUCAGCAGCUGAAAAAGUUAACUCGGCGGCGGAUCGGAAAAUUCAACCGGCAGACGCUGUUUUCUUUGGCCAAAUUUGCAGACGUGAGCGCUUGCAGCUGAAAUGACCAACGUGGAGAUCUACGACUCCUCCAAUUCGCAGCUGAGUAGCGACGAGUAUAGCCACGAGGAGGAGGACUACGACGCCUUAAUGGACGCGGCGGUAAGCAAGCAGCGCCCCCAGAAGACAAAAUCCAUGGGAUCCGAGUCAGAGAAACCCGGAAAUGGAGCUCCGGAAUCGGCGGUUUCCACUGAAAAAGAUAUAGAGCCGGAUGGCGCGGCGGUACCGCCUUCGACACGCUCAGAAACAGUCCGCCGCAUCCGCCAAUUGCAGUUACAGCGGGGCAGGUUACCCAAUCUUUACUUCAAGCGUCGCAGUAUUCGCUGGAUGCGACCCAAUAAAAUGGAAUACAACAACUAUUUUGACGGCCUGAAGGAUUUGGUGCCCAAGCGCAAAUUGAAGCACCUGGUUCGCUUUAAUGCCAGGCAGCGCAGGACCUACGAUAGCAGGAGCCCCAGUCGUAGUCGCAGCCACAGCCGCAGUCUUAGCCGUAGUCGUAGUCGCAGCUAUUCUCGGAGCCGCAGCGGCAGUGGUUCGCCGGAACUCAUUUGUCUUGAUGACACGGAGAACGAGGAAUCACCUGAGAAACCAGAGGCGCAGUCAAGGGUUACGCCCAUCAAGGAAAAUAUUUCGAGUGUUCCACCGCCCCAACUGAACUACGAGAUGCCAGAGACGAAAAAGGCAAACGCUCUUGGAAAUAACGAAAACGGUGCCUCUAUCCUCGACGAGUUCUUGGUAAAGAAGGAUCCUCAACAACCAGGAUUUGACUACGAAAAGCUCUCCGCAUGCCUAGAAUUGGAACAGGCUCUAAAGGAUCAAUCGCGAGGUGAGCCAGAUGUAGCACAGUCGCUGGUGGUUGAUGCCACUCUUAAGAGACGACGUUCGGUAACACCUCCUGAAAGCGACGAGAAACGCAACAAUGUCGAGGAUGACGACAUAAUUGAGUUUUUACCGGUGCAGCAAAAAACAACAAUAGGGGCAGCUCCACCAUUAAAUCUUCAAGUGACCAGCACUCCAGCGGCUAAUCCUCUUCAGCAUCAGCCAGCUUUUAAGCUGAGCACACCGUAUUCCCUAGCACCGCCAUCUUCUGCCAAGCAAGCUGAAAAAUCCACUCCCGAAUCUUACAGUUUAAAUACACCUACGCCAACGGCCACCCCUAUGGAGAUAUCCUAUCCCAACGAAAAGCUGUCAAAAGGUAAUGGGCAGUCUUUCUCAAUUCAACAGGCAGCUUUACCGCAGGUCGCUGCAUCAUAUGCAGCUGCCCCCCAAAUGGCUGCCCUCGCCCAGAGAGCUUCAUCUCAGGCUGCUCCACUACUACAAGCCCCUGUGCAACAGAUGCACUUCCCAAGAUCAGCUCCACCACAGCAGCUUCCUCCAGCCAGACCUCCACAACAACUGCCUACAGCUUCAUCCGCUCCACCGCAGCCCUUGGCUCGACCGAGACUAGCUUCACCACAUCAACUGGUUCCGCCAAAAGCAGUGUCACCACAGCAUCUAGCUCCACCGCAGCAGCUAGGUACACCUAGAUCAGUUCCACAACACCAGUUAGGUAUACCGAGAUCAGCUGCGCCACAGCAGGUAGCUCCACCACAGCAGCCAGAUUCAUCAAGACUAGCCUCGGUACAGCCGUUGAUCCCACAAAGGGAAGCUGCUCUACAUCAGAUUGCCCCACCACAGCAGGUCCACCAAACCCCAUCUCAACCGUAUCCUGCUCCAAUUGUUGCUCCCAACUUUGCGGUGCCCCAGCAGCCGCAACCCCGUCGAUCGGAUACGGUGUCUACCCAGACGCAUGGUUUGCAAUCACAAGCGUCUUCUUCUUCAACAACUCGGCAAAAAUCAUCCAUUGAUCUCAACAACAGCGAUGCCAACUUCCAUUAUCGCAUCAAGGAACUCUUUGGAGAAUUUAAUUCGAUAAUGAUAGAUAAAAUUGACUCGGUGCGCCCUGAAAAGGAUUCAUUAGGAAAAGAGAUCGAAGCCCUCGAAGCGGAUGUUACAACCCUAGAUAAACUGAUUGCCCAGAAAGAGGAGGAAUACAACCGUCUGCUGCACCUGCGUUGCGUUAAGAAGGAGCUGACUUAUCGACUGAAGCGUAAACAGCGUCUGGCGCUUAUAAGGGAUCUACUGCCCGUCCUCCUCAACAACAGCUGCAGCGCAGAUGAGCUGCGCGAGAUGCAGACGAUGCUAGAAGAGGAACAGGAUGCUCCGAUGGCCGCCAAACAUGGUCUGUCGGCAGUCGAAAAAUGUCUUAAUUUCGCCGAGCACAACCAGAACAACAUACGCAUUCUGCGCGGUGCCAUGGGCUUAAAGGAACGCGCCCCGCCCGUGUCUCCGCGCUAUUUCGAGGAGGACCAAAAGCUUUUUCGAAGAGAUUCCUUGCCCGUAAGUCAUCUAUCGAUGCGCGAUCAACGUUAUGAUUCUCAGGAUGCUGUAAAUGACCAUUAUCAGGCGGAGCAAAAUCCGUACAGAGCUCCGCUAGCCAAGCGACCAAAGCUAAUGCACCCGCAAGACAGGAACCUGGAGGUGUCAAGCUCCUUGGCAAAUUUGUCUGACACUCUUUCAGAUUCGCUCAACAAGAUUAGGGCUUUGAAAAAAUCUUCCCGUAACAUCUCAUUGGAAAAUAAUUUGGAUAAUGAAUCACUAAUCGAACCGCUGUUUAACAGCAGUCCGAUGGUCUCUCAUCGCCAAUUAGCCAGUAGACAGCACUACCCAGAAUUACAUUCCGCUAGUAGCAACGACCAAGAAAAGGUCGAAAAAAGGCACAGGUCUCACAAGAAAAAGCCGCAUAAGAGCACCCAUAAGUCUCAUCCUGAAUCUUCCGCCACUGCCAACGGCAAAACAGGAAGACGCUGCCACGAGUGCAAGCUUUAUGAAGCCACCUACAUGUGCUCCAAGUGCCAAAAUCAAUGGUACUGCAGUCGUGAAUGCCAGCUGCGUGGUUGGGACUCACAUUACCGCACUUGUGGCAUUUAAGUAGACUACCCAUAGGAUAUCAGCAUUACUAAUGUUUAUAAACUAUAACUAUCGCAUAUGAGCUACUAUAUUUACUUAACCGCGUAACUCACUGAAAGAUAUAGGACACU
This is a messenger RNA of Drosophila erecta, 3378 nucleotides long. RefSeq lists its product as uncharacterized. The record is from RefSeq and is a predicted model, not a curated record. The transcript is spliced from 7 exons. The coding region runs from base 302 to 3268 and encodes 988 amino acids. Lineage: Eukaryota; Metazoa; Arthropoda; Insecta; Diptera; Drosophilidae.